CUGCGUGCUGUGGUUGCGCACACUUCUUCCUUGAUUACGGACGAAUGGUUUUCUAAGCUUAAACUCUCCGCCUUGACCGCAUCAGACUGUUCUUUGCAGAACUUCGUAUAGUUGCUGCUCUGCUGUUUGCACCAUCCCUACCCCUCAUUAGCUAUACAUACUUGAUCCACCAUGGUUCUCGACUACAGCAAGUGGGAUGCUCUCGAGCUAUCAGAUGACUCCGACAUCGAAGUUCAUCCCAACGUCGAUAAACGUUCUUUCAUCCGAGCCAAACAAGCUCAAAUUCACCAGCAGCGUGUGCAGCGCCGCCAUGAGAUACAAACCUUCAAGUAUGAGCGCAUAAUCAACGAUGGCUUGCUGGUCCGCAUCGAUAAGCUCCUUACUCUACUGAAGCAGAAUGAAGGCUUCUCAAAGAAUCCCGAAGAGUUUGUCUUCCAGGCCCUAAUGGAGUUCGCCAGUAACCCGUCGGAGGAUCUGCCUCCCCCACCUCCGGAGGGAGUCCAUACGCAAGAAAAGGAGCAGCCCAAAUACUCCCAGAUGAUGGGUGCUCUAGUUGACCAGGUCAAGAAGGAAAUCAGUGAAGUUACUGAUGACAAGCUUUUUGCGGAGUAUAUCAAGGGCGUACAGGGACACAAGGAUAAGGUGCAGGGUUUACAGAAGGAGCUUCAACAAAGACUUGCGCAAUUGGAAAAAGAAGAGAGCAGCAAGAUUACCAGCGAUCAGCUACACACUGGCUUUAAUACUUCGCACAUCGCUAAGGAGGGAGCCACAAAGAGCCAGGGAUCAUCGGCGAAGACAGAGACAAUUGAGCUCCUGAACCCUGGAGCAUCAGCUGGUUCUUCGUCUCGAGAGACUGCCACUGGGGAUGACGAUGAGGAGGAGGACCCAGAGAGUAUGAAGGCCAGUGACCUAGCCAAGCGGUUUGCAAAGAUUGACCGCAGCGAUUACCGCGCUCUAUUGCAAUUUAUCUCCGCGAAUCCCCAGAUUGUUGCCGAGAGGGAAACCGAUGGCCUCCUCGUGGAGGCUUUCAAUAGCCAGAUGGAAGGCAAGGAUGACUAUGCCCGUCAGUGUGUUCAUCAAGCAUUAUUGCUGCAAUACUGCCGGUCUCUUGGGCGUGACGGUAUCUCUCUAUUUUUCAAACGUAUCACAACGGCGAAUCACCAAGCGGGAACUCUCUUCCGGAACGAUGUGAAUGAGACCUAUAAUAAGAUUAAGACUCGUGCUGCAGAGCUUGCCAAGGAUGGCUCUGCAUCCAACGACCCGGCUGGUGUGGAGCAGAUUCAACUGCAUGCAGUUGAUCCCAACACGAAAAUCAGUAUUGCUAUACCUGCGACCGAGAGUCAAGAUCCCGUGGAGAUCGAGGCGCGCAAGGUCUUCGAGUCCUUUUCGAAAGAAAUGCAGAUUGCGUUAGCGUCGGAGUCCCUUGAUGAAGUCAAUAAGGUCCUUGGCAGAUUGAGCGUUGAAGAGGCUGAAGAUGUCGUUGAGAAGUUGGGACAAUUCGGCAUGCUAAGUCUCGAAGAGGGCAUUGUUGACGCUACAACUGAGGAAGGUCGGAAGAAGUUGGAAGAAAUUGAGGCGGAUAACAAGCGAGAGAAAGAGGAGAUAGGUGGGCCAGGAGGUGACAUCACCGAAUUAGACUGAGCACUGUUCAUAUAAGAAUGGUACUUGAAUAAAUUUACGCAAUGUGGCUACUUCCAGACCAGUCAGAG
Aspergillus saccharolyticus JOP 1030-1 is the source of this 1709-nucleotide messenger RNA. Its product is annotated as Hsp90 co-chaperone CDC37. Gene Ontology annotation, cellular component: cytoplasm. Bases 172 to 1641 code for a protein of 489 amino acids. Lineage: Eukaryota; Fungi; Ascomycota; Eurotiomycetes; Eurotiales; Aspergillaceae. The record is from RefSeq and is a predicted model, not a curated record. The transcript has 2 exons. Gene Ontology annotation, molecular function: protein kinase binding; heat shock protein binding; protein-folding chaperone binding. Gene Ontology annotation, biological process: protein stabilization; protein folding.